Molecule: messenger RNA, 1518 nt
Organism: Cetraspora pellucida
Lineage: Eukaryota; Fungi; Glomeromycota; Glomeromycetes; Diversisporales; Gigasporaceae
Source: the annotation of a GenBank genome assembly
AUGUCAUUUCAAAAUAAUGCACAAGUUGGAUUAAGAAUUGCAUUCUUUGCAUCUAGUUCUAUUAAACCUCCUCGAUUACCUGCUGAUUGUCUUGAAGAUAUUUUUAAAUAUUUGUCCGAUGACACUGAUUCUUUAUAUUCCUGCUUAUUAGUUAAUAAGUUAUGGUGCCAAAUUGUAAUUCGAAUUCUAUGGAAAAAUCCAUGGAACCUUAAUUCAAAACCUAAAUAUAAUCGUAUAACUUCUUGGGCUUGUAUAACUAGAACAUUGAUAUCUCUUAUUCCUGAUACUUCUAAGCAGAUCUUGAAGCGAAAUGGUGUUGAAAUCCCUCCUUUAAUCGUUUCAUCUCAAUUAUCAUCUCCUAUAUACAACUAUUUGGGAUUCUGUAAAUCUCUUUCACUUAAAGAAAUUCAUAGAGUUAGACGAGAAUUUCUUGACCUAAUUCCAAUGAGCAAUAUCGAAAAAGUUCAUAAAGAAGAUCUUGUAGAAAAAGAAAUUUACAAAUUAUUUCUUGAACGUUGUUAUUCUCUUAAAUACCUUCAACUUUUGGAUGUUCCACUUACUGAUUGUCCCGGUGCCACCACGAGUUUAUCACGUCUUUGUGAAUUAGAAUGUAACGCUAACAUUUCUUCAAAGACAUUUUUAGAACUCUCCAAAAUUUGUCAGCACAUUCAAAUAAUAAACAUUAAUCCAUGUGAUAAGGAUAAUAAAGGUUUAGCAACAUUAAUUAAAUCUCAAAAGUCUUUAAAAGAAUUAAAAUUACAAUGUUCAUAUCGAGAUUUCAAAGUUCCUUUAAUCAGCAACGCAAUUUCCACUCUUUCCGACACUUUGAUUUGUAUUCGUUUAAUAAAAAACAUUUGUAUUUCACCAACAACACUUCGUUACUUAUCAAAUAUUAAAACUUUAGAAUUGGAUUUAUCAGAAACUCAAUCGUCUUAUGAUAUUUUACAAUCUAUAAAUCUACCAAAUCUCGAAAUCUUGGAUGUCAAAUUUGAUGAAGUCACUCCUUUUUAUAUUUAUACAAAUUUAAUUUCAACGACGAAAAACUCUUUAAAAAAAAUAAAUAUCAAUCAUUGGUGUUCUGUGUUGAAUGAAGAAAUUAGUCCAUAUUUACAUUCCAUAAUUAAUCAAUGUAGUAAAUCAUUACAAUACGUCACAAUUUGGUGUUCUCAACAUGUUUUCUUGGAUAUUAAACAAUUAUUGAUUUCUUGCAAUAAUUUAAAAACAAUCAUCUUUGAAACUUUGGAUGAAAAUGAUUAUGAGGAUGAGUACGAUAAUGGAAGAAUGAUUUUAGAUCUUUUAGGAAAAUCAGCACCUUGUAAUUUAAUAGAUUUAAGAUUUAAUGGUAAAUGGAAUUUCGAUGUUACUGAUUUACAUAAAUUUUUGGAAAUUUGGAAACGUAGAAAAACUUCGUUAUCAUUACGAGUUGACAUUUAUCCUUUCACUCUUUCUCGGGAGUGUAUAAAUUUAAUUGACAAGCAUCGUGAAGAUGGCAUAUUAAAAAGUUUUUCUUGGUGUUAA